AUUUUAUUACAUUCGAUAGCACAACAAUAUUUACAUUCGAUUGAAUGUUUUCUGCGCCUAACAGCACUUUUCAUUUAUUCAAUUUUCAUAACAAAAAACAACGCCACGGAAAUCAUUACAAAACUUUGCUGCAUGAAAAUGGAGAAGAUAUGCAGAGUUUGCAUGGGAACGUCCAGAGCAUUCACGAACAUUUUUGACCAAAAGAGGGACUCUUGCAUCGCUGACAUGAUAUCGGAGUGCACAGGGUAUGUGGUAGAGCGAGGAGAUUCACUACCAGAAAACAUCUGUCUACCCUGUCUUGACGAUGCAGUGGGUGCAUUCAACCUCAAGAAAGCCUGCGAACGGAGCUAUCGAUUCCAUCUCACAGGGAUGGAUGAGGAAAGUGAAGAAGAUAUGGGUGAUAAAACGAAUGACGAAGACUGGGAUCCGUCAGAAAGUGACAGUGAGCAAUUGAACCGUUUUGAAACCGUUCCAAUGAAACCAGUAAAUGAUACGGAUAACAGGAAUCAUCUGGAACAACCCUACAAAUGCCCAAAGUGCCCAAAAUCCUUUCAACAUAAAAACCAACACACCCUUCACAUUCGCACUCAUUUGGGUGCGGACACUGCCGACCGACCCUUCAAAUGCACCGAUUGCCCGAAGGCAUUUUCUAUAUUGUACUGCCUCAAAAUUCAUGCCCGGGAACACUCAGCUGCACGACCCUUGCAAUGUUCUCUCUGCUCGAAGUCAUUUAAAGGAAGGGCGGAUCUUCAAGCACACAACCGUACGCAUAAAGCUACAUCUAAAUUUGAUGGAGGCACCACUCCUCACAUUCGUGGUACACCCUAUGAAUGCCCUCACUGCUUAAAGCUAUUCAAAAUUAAACAAAGUCUUCAGGUGCAUAUGCGCUCUCACACUGGGGAGCGACCGUACAAGUGCACCCAGUGCCCAAAAACAUUUAGAUACAAAGACAAAACCUACCAAACCCACAUAAUUUCUCACGCGAACGAUGAAAAGCAUGCGAUCCGGCACUCUUCGAGAUUACAUUCGAAAUUGCUGGUGGAGUCCCUUCCCAAAGAAAUGUAACAUACAACAUUUCGGACAACAAUAAACAUUAUUUAUUUGAUGACUUCUAUUGAAUUCAAUAGCGAUUCCACAACACACCUGCACUCCCAGCGAGGAACGACUGCAUAGGUGUUCUUACUGCAUACAAUCUAUCAGUGAUAAAUCUAAAUAUGUAUUACACACCCGUACUCACAAAGGUGAACGACCAUGCGACUACUGUCAAAGUCAUUCAGAGGAAAUUCGAAUCUCCAGGUGCACAAGCGUUGUCACACCGGGGAGCGACCUUACAAGUGCACCCACUGCUCAAAAACAUUUAGAUACAGAAACAAAAGCUACCACAGCCACAUACUUACACACAUGAGCAAUGGAAAAGUGUCAAAAUAUUAAAUUUGAUUAAAUAUGCCCAUAGUUGUUAGAUUCCUA
Drosophila subobscura is the source of this 1467-nucleotide messenger RNA. RefSeq names its product zinc finger protein 37-like. Bases 133 to 1065 code for a protein of 310 amino acids. The transcript is spliced from 2 exons. NCBI's taxonomy places the organism in Eukaryota, Metazoa, Arthropoda, Insecta, Diptera, Drosophilidae. The record is from RefSeq and is a predicted model, not a curated record. Gene Ontology annotation, molecular function: RNA polymerase II cis-regulatory region sequence-specific DNA binding; zinc ion binding; DNA-binding transcription factor activity. Gene Ontology annotation, biological process: regulation of transcription by RNA polymerase II. Gene Ontology annotation, cellular component: nucleus.